This is a messenger RNA of Rhineura floridana, 6923 nucleotides long. It is a transcript of the gene ITGA6, whose product is annotated as integrin subunit alpha 6. Gene Ontology annotation, biological process: cell adhesion mediated by integrin; leukocyte migration; cell-cell adhesion. The record is from RefSeq and is a predicted model, not a curated record. The coding region runs from base 219 to 3509 and encodes 1096 amino acids. Gene Ontology annotation, molecular function: integrin binding. Gene Ontology annotation, cellular component: integrin complex; external side of plasma membrane. The transcript has 25 exons. NCBI's taxonomy places the organism in Eukaryota, Metazoa, Chordata, Lepidosauria, Squamata, Rhineuridae.
GGGAGAGACGGGGCGGGGCUCCGGGCUUGUUGUUCGUCACUUGGUGCGAAGCCCGAGAAAGUCUCAGGAGAGAACAACGGGUUCUUUCAGAGUGGCGGCAGCGAGAGGGAGAGCCGAGCCGAUUAGUGGCCAGCAGGGCGAGGAGCGCCCGCAAGCCUGCAUUUCCUCCUCUACCACCGCCUCCUUGCCUGGGAUUCCGGUCCGAGCAGCAGACUCGCAUGGCUCACGCUCUGGGGCCGAUGCCGCCGCUUUUCUACCUGUCCCUCUUGCCCGGGCUGGUCCUCGCCUUCAAUCUAGACACGGGCAACGUGGUCAUGUGGAGCGGCGAAUCCGGCAGCCUCUUCGGUUUCUCCCUGGCAAUGCACCGGCAGCUGGAGCCAGAGGACAGGAGAUUGUUGUUGGUUGGUGCACCCCGACAAAAAGCUUUCCCAUCGCAGCUAGCCAAUAGAACUGGAGGGUUGUAUAGCUGUGACAUUACAUCUCCAAACACACAAUGCACGCGGAUAAAAUUUGAUGAGAAAGCUGAUCUGAGUAAAGAAAGCAAGGAAGACCAAUGGAUGGGCGUCACUGUCCAAAGUCAAGGGCCUGGGGGGAAAGUAGUGACCUGUGCACAUCGGUAUGAGAAAAGGCAGUAUGUAAACACAGUUCAGGAAACCCGAGAUAUCAUUGGAAGGUGCUAUGUGCUGAGUCAGGAUCUCUCCAUCAGUGACGAUAUGGAUGGCGGGGAAUGGAGUUUUUGUGAUGGCCGGUUGCGAGGCCACGAGAAGUUUGGCUCAUGCCAGCAAGGCGUAGCUGCCACUUUUACCAGAGAUUAUCAUUAUAUCGUGUUUGGGGCACCAGGUUCUUAUAACUGGAAAGGAGUGGUGCGUGCAGAGCAAAAGAAUCAGACAUUUUAUGAAAUGGGUAUCUUUGAUGAUGGGCCUUAUGAAGUUGGCGGCGAGAGCCACCGUGAUGAGAGCCUAGUUCCUGUUCCAGCUAACAGUUAUUUAGGUUUCUCUUUGGACUCUGGAAAAGGUAUCGUUUCUCAGGACAAGAUCACUUUUGUCUCUGGAGCCCCGAGAGCAAACCAUAGCGGAGCUGUUGUCCUUUUAAAAAAAGACAAUGACAUUCAGCGGGCAUUGUCCCUUGAGCAUGUGUUUGAAGGCGAGGGGCUGGCCUCUUCAUUUGGCUACGAUGUGGCAGUCGCGGACCUCAACAGUGAUGGUUGGCAAGAUAUUGUUGUUGGAGCACCACAGUAUUUUGACAGGGAUGGAGAAAUUGGUGGUGCUGUAUACAUUUACGUUAAUCAACAAGGCAAAUGGGAAGGGGUCAAGCCAAUUCGGCUCACUGGACCUGCAGAAUCCAUGUUUGGAAUUGCCGUUGAAAAUAUUGGCGAUAUUAACCAAGAUGGCUUUCCAGAUAUCGCUGUAGGGGCUCCGUAUGAUGACUUUGGCAAGGUGUAUGUUUAUCACGGCUCCAGGAAUGGGAUAAAUACAAAACCAGCACAGAUUCUAGAUGGCAAGACAAAUGGAGUCUCAUUCUUUGGCUACUCUAUCACCGGAAGCAUGGAUCUUGAUAGAAAUUCCUACCCUGAUAUGGCUGUUGGGUCUCUUUCAGAUUCUGUCGCUGUUUACAGAUCAAGGCCUGUGGUGAACAUUAAGAAAACUAUUGAGAUAUCUCCAGACAAAAUUGACCUAAACAAAAAAAACUGUCCAGGACCCAGUCAAAUUUGCAUAAACGUUAAAGCAUGCUUUGAAUACACAGCUAGUUCCAGUGAUUUCAACCCCAAAAUAAUUCUGAACUACACAUUUGAAGCAGAAAAUGAGAGGAGGCGAUUAGGUUUACCAUCUAGAGUGCAGUUUUCUAAGCAACUCUCUGAUCAGUUCAAUGGAAGUGUGACUCUCUCAGGACAGAAGAGGGAAGAGUGUGUGACCACGCGACUUGAAUUGCAGGACAAGAUCAAAGACAAACUGCGUCCAAUUCCUAUAACAGUUGGCGUUGCAAUAAAUGGCUCAGAGUCCAGCUCUCAAUCAAGGAGGAGGCAAGAAAGGUCACUUCCAGAACUUCUUCCCAUUCUAAACUCCAAUGAGCCAAAGACAGUUAAUUCAGAAGUGCAGUUCCUGAAAGAAGGUUGUGGAUCAGACAACGUAUGCCAUAGCAAUCUGAAGCUUCAUUACAGAUUUUGCACCAAAGAGGGAAAUGAAGACAGAUUUGCCUAUUUACCAAUUGAGAACAAUGUUCCAGUGCUUGUCCUCAAAGAUCAAAAAGACAUUGCCCUUGAAAUCACGGUGACAAACAGUCCAUCUGAUCCAAGAGAUCUCCAGAAAGAUGGCGAAGAUGCCCAUGAAGCUAAACUCAUAGCUACCUUUCCAGAUAGCUUGACUUACUCUGCUUUUAGAGAGCUGAAAGCCUUUCCGGAAAAACAAUUAACCUGCGGGGCUAAUCCAAAUGGUUCUCAAGUAGAGUGUGAACUUGGAAAUCCUUUUAAAAGAAAUUCUACAGUUACAUUUUAUGUGAUUUUAAGUACAACUAAAGUUAAUGUUGAUACAAGGAACUUGGACAUUAAUCUGAAAUUGGAAACAACAAGCAAUCAAGUUAAUUUGGAUCCAAUUACUGCUAGUGCUAAAGUAGUUAUUGAACUGCUUUUGUCACUCACAGGGGUGGCUAAGCCUUCUCAGGUGUACUUUGGAGGCAAUGUCAUCGGCGAAAGUGCUAUGAAAUCUGAAGAGGAUAUUGGCAGCUUAAUUGAAUAUGAGUUUAGAAUAACUAACUUGGGUAAGCCACUGAAAACAUUUGGUACAGCUUCUUUGGACAUCCUUUGGCCAAAAGAAAUUAAGGGAGGCAAGUGGCUGCUGUAUUUGGUGUCGAUCAGCUCCAAAGAAUUAGGAGAAGUCCAGUGCGAACCUCGGAAUGAAAUAAACCCCUUGGGAAUUAAGAUGUCUCGAAGUUCAAGGACAAAACGUGAAGUUGCAGAGAAGCAGAUAGACGGUGGCAAAAGCUUUUCUUUGUUUUCAGAAAGAAAAUAUAAGACUUUGGAAUGUAAUGAGGAGGCAAACUGUGUCAUCCUAAGAUGUCCCCUUCAAGGCCUGGACAGCAAAGCAUCUGUUGUGUUGCGUUCCAGGUUAUGGAACAGCACUUUCCUAGAGGAAUACUCUAAAAUGAGCUAUCUAGACAUUGUCCUUAGAGCUACAAUCAGCAUCACUGCUGCAGAUAAUAUUAAGCUGGCAAAUGAAGCUACUCAUGUGCGGGUUACUGUCUUCCCUGCAAAGACAGUGGCAUUGUAUAAAGGGGUGCCUUGGUGGAUCAUCUUAGUAGCCAUUCUUGCAGGAUUGUUAAUGCUUGCUCUGCUGGUAUUCUUGCUAUGGAAGUGUGGGUUCUUCCAGCGUUCCAGGUACGAUGACAGCGUCCCCCGCUACCAUGCUGUAAGAAUUCGGAAAGAGGAGAGGCAGAUCAAAGAUGGAAAAACUAAAGAGAAUUAUGCAAAAAAACAGUGGAUCACAAAAUGGAAUGAAAAUGAAAGUUAUUCCUAGGGAUCACCCCUGAACUGAAGGCUCAAAUGUUUUUUAAGGUGUCCCUGAUUCAUGAUGGAAAGAUGAAGACCUAUCUACAGAACUCACCUUUUAAAAAAAGAUGUUACUUUUAUAUUAAAGCUUUUUUGUUUUACCGGCCUAACUCUUAAGACCACCUAAACCAAUCUAUAUGCAUUAUCUAAAAUGUCCAAUCUUUAAAAAAUAUUUCAGUUCUAAUCCAAACCAUCAGUCAGGAAAGGAAGACGGGAGUCUGUAGAGGAAAUUAUGUGAUAACUCAGGCUGUCCUGUCUCUCUAUGGAAUAGUGCCAUACAACUCCUAGGUCUGUUUUCUCUCAGCUUAAUUUUUGCAGCUAGAAUUCUGGAUGCCUGUUUGCUCCUCCUCCACCACCUUUGCCACCCUCUAGUUUCCUCUUGGGCUGACAGUCGUGGCUUAUUAGAACUCUCUGGCCAGAAUCCGAGGUGUGUAUUAGGUCUUGCCUACAGUUUGAACUGCAUUUUAGGUCUUGCACCUCAAUCUAUCUUGAGUUCUUGGGCUUAGCUUUCUUGCCGUUUUGCAUACCUGAGCAGCUACCUAGAUCCCCACUAAGAUCCUGAGAUAAUUUACUUAACUAUGGGUGCUCCUGCAUUUCAGUUCAUUAGUCUUAAUUUAAAACCAGUGUCUUGAUAGAAAGGGAUAUCACCUUCUGUUGAGUGUCACAUUUUUGUGGGGAGAGUAGUCUUGCCACCGGUUAUGUAUUUUUUUUUUUUAGUAAAAUGGUAUGAGACUCUGAGUGUAACAGAGUGGUAUUACCUACCUACCUACCUCUCCCACUUGCAGACAAGGGGGUUGGACUCGAUGGCCUUAUAGGCCCCUUCCAACUCUACUAUUCUAUGAUUCUAUGACAACAGCCUGGUUGUGGCUUCCCAGUGGUGGUAGCAAACAAAGCAUUCACUUUGGGUUUUAGGGAUUGUUGUUUCAGGGAAUUUCUAAGUGAAAAGGGUGGGGUUUCAAACGGAUCUGGUCAUCAUGCAUCCUAACCUAUCGCCCCAAACCUGGAAGAUGCUCUCCCUAAUCUCAAGACAUACGGAGGCUGGUUGUAAUUAUUCAGUUGUGAGAGGUAACUCUUCAAAUGGUCAAAGGUUAUUACUUCACAUUUCUAGGAUUAAGCCAUCACACUGAAAAGGUUCAGUGGUUCAGUUUAGGUUCUGAACUCUGGUAGACCCCUGCUAAAAUUAAACCUUUAACUUUAUAUAAGUGACCUGAUGGAUUUUUUUCAGUUUUGGGGGAACAAGUGGUUUGGAUUUUGAGAGGCUUGAGAGAUGCUUGUUUUGUUUUGCAUUGCUGAAAAAACUACAUGCAACAGAAACAAAUGUUUCCUGACAUUUGGAUAGCUUUUGUGUAUUGGGGUUGUUGUUGGGUUUUUUUAUUUUUGCCAAUACAUGUGUAUGUAUUUUCUGUAAGAAUGUAUGGAUUCAAGAACUAAUGUAAAUUGGUAUGGCUAAAUUUCUAAAUGAGAGAUGAAGCUCAACUUUGUCUGGAAGUCAUAUUCACAUGGAAGCCAUUCCUUCUGUCUAUGGGUAUGUAGAGGAUAGGUGAUGUUUCUCAGUAGUGAGACCAUGGCACUUUGCACAUGUUUAAAGGCAUUCUUUCCUUUAAGUAUUGUACCAGUCCUAGUGUGUCAAACGGAAGGGAGUUUAAAAAUUACAGUCCUGCCAGUCAUGAAACUACCAGCCACCAAUGUAUACAGUGGCCCUGAGAUGUGUUCUUCAGGUAAAUAUGAUAUAUCUAACAGUGCAAUCUUUUAUCCAUCUAUCCAGAAGCAAGUCCUGUUGAGUUCCUUAGAUCUUAUUCCUUGGUAAAUGUCUAUGAGAUUGCAGCCUAAACCUGCUAAUUCCUUCUCCUAAAACUUGUGUAUAGCCAUGGUAGUUAGUGUAAUCUUAAAUGUGCAAUAGGUUAUGUUUCAAUGUUUUAACAGUCAGUUUGUGUGUAUCUGUCGCUCACACCAAAUAUACACAGGUUUGUUCAUUUUUUAAAGCUUGAAUAUUGGUUGUACUUUUUUGUAUAUACUGUAAGUCUUUUCUAUAUAUUUAUUUUUACCAUAAAUCUUUGUCUUGGACUAACUGUUAAGCCAAAGAUUUUUAACUGAACACUAUCAAGCAAUAGCAUAUAAAAGUUCAGAUUAAAACUGAAUCAUUUCCAUUAAAUGUGCCAAUUCUUAAUCCUUUGAAUUUCAGUGACUAAAACAUUCUUGGAAAGCUGUUCUUUACCUAUUUCUCAUUAUGUAGUAGGGAAAUAUUGUAUCUUCUAAAUAAUUGGUGCACUAAUGCAUACCUACAGAUGUUUUAUCUAUAGAAAUUUUAUAUCACUAACUUAAUAUGGCGAGUGCUCCUUGGAGUGAGCGAGGGAGGUUUUCUAGUUCUGAAUUUGGAACAAGAUUAACUACUGCAGACGUUAUAGCACUUGACACAAAACAGAAGCUCCGAAAUUUAACUAUGGAUCUAUACUGGUCCAAUUUAAGACUACUGAGUAAAUGUCAUACAAUACCUACAUUUUAAUUGUAAGAAUAGUUCCAUACACUUGUGCUGCUUGAUACCUGUGAUGAUAACAAAGGUAUCUGCAGUUUUUUAAAAGCUACAUCUUAAAAAAAUAUUGGUACUGAUUAAAUAAGUAUUGUAAGUGUGCUCUAACAUUUACUAUAUACGAAAUAUCAACAAAACCUUUAGUAUGUGCAGAGUGUGUGAGAUUGGAUAAAAACUAUGCAAACUUUAAAUAUUUAUCUUCAGGAACCAGAUCCUAUAUGCCUUAUUCUCUACAGUCACACUACAAAAAAAAAUCAGCUCAAGAUGAUUAUUGUCCUUUUUAAGGUUUGGUUUCUGGUUGUUAAUUUCCACUUCUUUCACUGCUUUAUUGUUAUUCAAAUCUCUUUGCCCACAUAUUUUAUAAAAAUUCCUUAAUUUUUCAAAAAGGCUUCUUUUUAAAAAAAGUUAAAUGUGUAAACUUAGUCUCAUCAAACGUGUUACAAUUCUAUGGCAAUGUAGUCCACCAAACUCUGCUGAUGCCUCUUUCCACCCCAGUUAAAUGGGGCCCCACACAAGACCCCCACAGCAGCAUGUCUGGUGGAGAGAAUCUUAAAUUAUUAUCAUUUAAAAUCCAAAUACUAUGGGCUUCGUCACUUGAAAAGCUAGAAUUUUAAAACACUACUGUCUCUUUUCAUAAAAACACAACUGUGAUUUUGGUGCUUUGCCAAGAAGAGCAAAUCAUAGGCAGUGUUAAAUUAGGACUGGUCUAAAAUGUCAUCUCAAGUCACAUCACUGGUAUAUAUUCAUUUUUACACUGACUGUUACUAACAUCAAAUGUUAAAUCAUUGCUAAAAAUCACCUGUGGAUAUUUGUAUGAAAGUGUGAAAUAAAUUUUGUAUGAAAAGCUCUUUCUGU